Esox lucius (northern pike) is the source of this 1077-nucleotide messenger RNA. It is a transcript of the gene mrpl58, whose product is annotated as mitochondrial ribosomal protein L58. The transcript is spliced from 6 exons. The record is from RefSeq and is a predicted model, not a curated record. Gene Ontology annotation, molecular function: translation release factor activity. Gene Ontology annotation, cellular component: mitochondrial large ribosomal subunit. Gene Ontology annotation, biological process: mitochondrial translational termination. NCBI's taxonomy places the organism in Eukaryota, Metazoa, Chordata, Actinopteri, Esociformes, Esocidae. Bases 323 to 925 code for a protein of 200 amino acids.
GUCCCAUCUGGGGUGAUAUGCUUUUUCUCGAGCGAUCCAUUCACCGUCAAACUAAAAAGUUCGCAGUUAUUUCAAAUGGUUUACAACAUUGAAGGGCAUAUACAAGCUGUUUUCAUUAGCAUUUUACCCCGUUUGUUAUUCAUGUUUCAAGAAUCGUAUCACUCGGGACUGCAGCUGCACAAAGAUUCGCCAGAUAUCUUCCAAAGGUCCUUCACCAAAAUGUACUUAACGUUAAAUAGAAACAACGAUGUAACGCGUUUACAAGAUUUACUUAAACUUGAAACGUUAUAGAUGUACUAUAACAGUGAAGGGUUAAUCCAACAUGGCGACCUCCACAGCAAGAUGUGUUUUCGCUCUACCUCGAAUGAUUCCGUACAUUACUUUACACAUAAAAUUGCCCCCUUUAUGUAGAGGACAAAUAAACCUCUACAGUCGAUGUCCAAGUAAUUUUUAUGGAAACAGAGCAUCCGACAACCUAAAGGAUGGACAUGUAAACAUUCCAGUUGACCGACUUACAGUAUCCUACAGCCGAAGCAGUGGUCCAGGCGGUCAGCAUGUAAACAAAGUCAACACCAAAGCAGAGGCCCGCUUCCACAUAUAUACAGCAGAUUGGAUCCCAGAAGACGUUAGACAAAACAUAAUCCUAAAAAAUAAAAAACGUAUCAACAAAGCGGGCGAGUUACUGGUAACGUCAGAACGCAGCAGGAGCCAGAUGAAAAACCUGAAUGACUGCAUCCAGAAAAUCUCUGACAUCAUAGCAGAGGCCAGUGUAAAGCCCCACGAGCCAUCAGCAGAGGACAUUGCCCUCAGGGCGUCUAGUGUGGUAUGUGUUUUCUUCAGGUUAGAGAAGAGGAAUAAGGAGAGACUGGAACAGAAAAAGCUCCACUCUGCGCUCAAACGGACCAGACAAGUGGAAUUUGACUGAAAACUUCACCUCACAUGGACAUGCUUUUUGUCCAUUCUCUACUUUAAAAAUGUCACACUUUAUAUUCAUAUUUAUUUUUUGGAGACCUUCUGAUCUUGUUGUGGCAGUAUCUUAGCAUGCCAGUAAAUUAAAAUAUAGGAUGUUUACAUGGA